Messenger RNA from Eruca vesicaria subsp. sativa (arugula), 3232 nucleotides. NCBI's taxonomy places the organism in Eukaryota, Viridiplantae, Streptophyta, Magnoliopsida, Brassicales, Brassicaceae. The record is from the annotation of a GenBank genome assembly.
AAUUUUUCUGCUUAUCCAAAAACUAACAUCUCUUCUCUCUUUUCUCCGAAAAUCGGUAAAAAUACAAUCGACGAAGCAAACAAAAGUCUUCUUCGACUUUGAUUGUUUUUUUUUAUUUAAAUAUCUGAAAAUCUAUUUUUUUCUGAGAAAAUUCAUUGCAGAGUUGAUACAAUAGGAGAAACUUUACAAAAUAAUUACAUUUCCAUCCAAUAGAAUCUCGAUUUCUGAGCAACGAUUUGAUUUUUCUCGGAUUCUCCGUCGGAAAAUUUCAAUAGAAUCUGCUGGAGAAAGCUCUCUAGAUCUUGUAUAUGAUUAGGACACUGAAAGUCAAAAAAUAAUUUUGUUCUCAUACAUUUGAUAAAAUGAGUUUGGUUGGGAGAGUUGGGAGUUUGAUUUCUCAAGGGGUUUACUCUGUUGCUACACCGUUUCAUCCCUUUGGUGGUGCCAUUGAUGUCAUCGUUGUUCAACAAGAAGACGGCUCUUUUCGGAGCACUCCCUGGUACGUUAGGUUUGGUAAGUUCCAAGGAGUUCUAAAAGGGGCAGAGAAGUUUGUGAAGAUCUCUGUUAAUGGCAACGAAGCUGACUUCCACAUGUAUCUUGAUAACUCUGGUGAAGCUUAUUUCAUCAGGGAAGUUGAUCCUACUGCUAGUGAAACCAACAGUGUGGUUUCUAGUUCUGAGGAUGGUAAUGAGAGGGUUUUAACUCUUGAGCAUAGUUCAUCAGACGUUGGUGUUGGGGAGUUAAGAGAAGGUUUCAACUCUUUGAACCGGCUUGAUAGGACGGAGUCUGAUAACAAUAGGAGGUAUUAUGAUUUUCAGGAUGAUCCUCCUUCUCCUACUUCGGAGUAUGGGAGUGCUAGAUUUGAUAAUUUGAAUGUGGAGAACUAUGAAGAUUCUCCAGGAACUGAUUCUGAAGUGGUUUUGGUGAGUAUUGAUGGGCAUAUACUAACGGCUCCUGUGUCAGCGGCGGAACAGGAGGCUGAGAAUUUGAGGUUGAAUACUCCUCAGUUUCAUUUGGCUCCUGGUGAUGGGACUGAGUUUUGUGAAGGGAAUACUGAGUUUGCUUCCUCUGAGACUUCAUGGGAAACUGAGUUUAUCAGCAAAGUGGAGCCAUCCAAUGCUGUUAAUGUUGGACCUGAAAAAGUAGACACUGGGAGCGCUGAGCGUAGUGAUUUUGAUUCCCAUUCUCGUGGUUGUACGGACAAAAAUUCUCAUGAUGCUGAAAGAGAUAUUGUUGGGAGCUGUUUGGAGCAGUCUGAGAUGACACAGUCUGGUGAGAAUGCCAAGUCUGAGGAGCUAACUUCUACUUUUGAGGGUGAGAAUCUUCAAGAAGGCGAGCUUGUACCUACUACCACCAUCACAGAAAGUGUUAGAGGUGAUGAUGAUGAAGUGGCUAUUAAAACAAGAGAUACUAUUGUUGAUGGUUCUGAAUCUACUACAGUUCAACUAACAACAGAGGAAUCCAAGAUAGCUGUUCAUUCUAAUACAGAGUCAGAAUGUGAAGAUGAAGAGACAAGUCCUUCUGCAGAAACUACCAUCUUGGUUGAGAACCAGGAAAUCGAGAUUGUAGAGUCAGAAGGGAGAGUCUCUAUAGAUUCAACGAGAGAGGAUGAUGAGCAACUAACUCCAUCUAAACCUACUGAGGAGGAAAACGAGAACAUGAACACUACAGACUCAGUGGCUGCGAGUUCUAGUGUGGACAAUCUGAAGUAUGAGCUAUCACUUUGCAAAGACGAGCUUCGUCAAGGUAUGGGACUCAGCGCAGCUGCUGAAAUCUUUGAUACACAUCGAAUCUCCAUAGAAGAAUACAAAAACUCAGCAACAUCAAUCCUCGAAAGUGAAAAUUUAGUUGUUAGGAUUAGAGAAACUUACAUGCCAUGGAAGAAAGCUGCUAGAAUCGUGCUGGGGAAAGCUGUGUUUGAUCUAGACUUAGAUAUUCAGCCAGAUGAUGUGAUCUCUGUGGAGGAUACCAAACCCAAGGAUGAUGAAGCUGCUGCAGUAACUCCUUCUUCAUCUGGAAGAAGAUGGAGACUCUGGCCUAUUCCUUUUAGGAGGGUGAAAACGAUUGAGCAUACGACGAGUAGUAACUCCUCGAGUGAAGAAGAUCUGUUUGUUGACUCUGAACCUGGCUUACAAAACUCACCGGAAAUACUAUCAACCAAUGAGUCUCCGCGUAGACAGCUUGUGAGAACCAAUGUCCCUACCAAUGAGCAGAUUGCGUCUCUGAAUCUGAAAGAUGGUCAGAAUAUGAUUACUUUUAGUUUUUCUACGAGAGUUCUUGGAACACAACAGGUUGAUGCACAUAUUUACCGGUGGAGAUGGGACACCAAGAUUGUAAUUUCAGAUGUUGAUGGAACUAUAACUAAGUCUGAUGUGUUAGGUCAGUUCAUGCCUUUGGUUGGAAGGGACUGGACACAGUCUGGUGUGGCCAAGCUUUUCUCAGCCAUUAAGGAGAAUGGAUACCAGCUGCUGUUUCUGAGCGCUCGUGCCAUUGUUCAGGCAUAUCUAACAAGAAGUUUCUUAAAUAAUCUAAAGCAGGAUGGAAAAGCUUUACCAAACGGUCCUGUAGUCAUUUCACCAGACGGGCUGUUUCCAGCAUUGUACCGUGAAGUGAUAAGAAGAGCACCUCACGAAUUCAAGAUCGCAUGUUUGGAGGAUAUCAAGAAACUUUUCCCAGAGCACCACAACCCGUUCUACGCUGGAUUUGGGAAUAGAGACACUGAUGAGCUAAGUUACAGCAAACUCGGAAUCCCCAAGGGAAAGAUAUUCAUAAUCAACCCAAAGGGAGAGGUGGCAACAGGACAUCGAGUUGAUGUCAAGAAGUCUUACACAUCUCUCCAUACUCUUGUCAAUGACAUGUUCCCUCCAACUUCGCUUGUUGAGCAGGAAGAUUAUAACCCGUGGAACUUCUGGAAACUACCAAUUGAAGAGGUUGAAUGAAGAAAUCAGUUAGAAAUGAGCUGCCGAUGGGUCUAACAUGACAGCUGCAGAAAGUCAAUGAUUGGAUUUCUGGAACCUGUCCGAACUUUGUAAUGUCUCAUGUAGGAGUUGACACAAUAGUAAAAAAAACAAUAUAUAAGCUGUGACAAUGUAUACGAUCUUAUUUAAUUAAUAAUUUUUUCUGUUUUAGAUACUUAAAAAGUAGUCGAAAAUCUUUGCAUUUUGUACGUAUUAGUUAACAAUCGUUGUAGAAUACCACUCAAGUUACAACUUAAUGGUCUAAAAGUUUAAAG